AUGAAACCCAAUCCCGGCUAUCGUCGUAUGUUCGCUAUUGGGUUGAACCCGGAAUCGGCAUCGCGAAGUUCUCUCUCCAAAAGUGGAUCUUCUUGCGUUCAAGGCCGUCGGAAAUUCCGAUGCAAGACUUAUGACAAACGAUCUGUUCCGAGUCCAUGUAGCGGGCACAGCGGCCGUCUGAAGGCGCUCUCGACGGUCACGGGUUUCGUCUUAUUAAUUUCCGGACCUUUUCCGGUUACGGUAGGGCUGUCCAGACAAGAUGUUGCGAGGCGCCAAUUUAUCAGUAAUACGGGGGGAGUUCUGGCUUCUUUUUUUUUUGUUCAGGUAGGGCUUCGAUGAAGGCGAUAGGCCUCGGGGGUCGCCCCUCUCCCCGCUGAUUGAUAGGAGGGCCAAAAAAUGCAUGAAAAAAGACCGCGACCCUGGUCGAUUAUAGUGCACCCGAAUCCGCGUCGGUCUUUGAUUAGACUAAUGAGUUUCGAGGGAGUUGAUAAGCGCGCUUGUCUGACAUGUAUGCAACAUUCAUGUACGACCACCGAUGAUAACGCUCGUUUAAAACUCCGGACGUUUUCCAAAAUGCAUUUAAAUGGGGGUAUGCAUUAAGAGCGAUUAUGUGGGGACAUAAAUCUUUCUGACUUUUAAUUCAUCGGGACCGAAUUCCCGAAUCGGUUUUUUAUAAACUUGUAAGAGUCGGGUCGGAAGUGAUCAGCUGUCUGGCCAUAAACCGGUUGAAUGGCUUCCAAGCACUAUUUACGACCAGGUCCCGGCAUCUGGGCGCACCUGCUUCAACUUCCACAUCGCAAGUUUUGUGGUCGAUGUUGCACUAGCCCCUGAGGGGUUAAUUUUCUGGAUCCCGGCCAGAGCGAAUGUGUGGCGGGGAGGAAGGAAAGAAUUGCGUGGCUUUGAUGAACUGCACUCCCUCUUUAUACAGUUGUUUUUGCAGUUCGAACAAAACUGUUUUUUGAGCGAGAGGGGGGAACUGAAGUCCCCUCUCUCUGGCUUCACGUGAGCUUCUUGACUGACCUUUUCUUAUACUGUAAACUCUUAAUUAAAGGGGGCUAAUUAUAGACUGGGAAGAGGAGAGAUUCCUUUCGUGUUGAUCGAUCCUUCUUGGGUAACCUGCGGUCGAAUAGUUAGUCUCAAACUGUUGAGAUAUAGUCUAAUAUAACGUUUUCCAUGUCAGGGAUUAAUGUCUACAGUAUCAUUGUAAUUUUGCUGAAAUCACGUCUCUGCAGAGGGGUUUGCAACAUUUCCCCAUACAAAUUAAUCAUAGACGGCGGGAUCUUCAAAGUUUUGUCGGCGGCUCUGAUAACCGCAGCCAUUUCUGGCGUUAUAUAUAUUCAAAGACAAACAAAUGAAUCAUGGAGGGGAACAUCAUCCCCCGAUCUACUUACUGCCUUUCGUACAACCCUACAUCCUUUGCGUUUAUUUGGGAUACCUGGCCUAGCCUCUCCAAUGCAAAUAUUGUACAGCGAUCUGUGUGUCCCACCCCCACCCCUCUUCAUUUGAACUCGUUUUAGGCCAUUUGCGGUCAUUAAACAUUUCAUUUGUCAUUAAGUCGGUUGCAUUGGGGGUUUAUUUUUGGAGAACAAUUCAAAAGACUUGCAAAAUAAAUGACAGGAGGUUAUUUUAAACGGGGGAAAGAUGUGGUCGAAGUGGUUCCUUGUGCCAACUGGCCGUGAUCUAAGCGGAUAAAAAGGACCGCCUAUCUUGAGGAAUGUCUACGAUUAAUGAUCGUAUCUGAAAACCCUUUUGUCGUAUAAAAAAUGACAUUCAUUGGACAGAACUCUGAGAAUUGGUGGUUUUAUACUCUUUGCUCUCAUUUUUUCACUUAAUUUUUUGGGGAACCAUCGCUCCUUUAAAGGCACAAACGAUGUAUAAUAUAAGAGAAUGCUCUCGCUGCGAACGGACGUUGCCGCGAAUCGGCGUUCCCGAUGUCUUUUCUUGCGGUUUUAUUCAAACUUUUCCCCGCUUUCUCAAGCAUCUUUGGUCAGCAUUCGUUUACAAGACAUGUACAACAUCUCCUUCCGUCUGGUGGUCGUAACCUUUUGUGGUCGUAUGCAAAAAAGGCAAGCCAUUAUACCUGGCGACGCUCAUUAAACGCCAUUAUUGUCUGGCAUAUCAUCCGGCGACCGUUUAAACAAAGGUCUGCCUCUUUGCGGGGCGGCACACUUUGUCCUGUCUCCGUCUCUUAAGGACCGUUUUGUUGCGAUCGCUUUACAGUGUUGGAAUGGGGCGGGGAAUCCGGCUUCAAGUGCUGAGCUCCAUGGCCAUAACGUUUUUUGGGCACACGUGCGCGAAGGGCCCAAGGAACGGCCCAUUCUUUGGUGCUUGACAAGUCCAAAACUUGGCGUCAAGGCUCAGAUCAGUCGCUUCGCAAAAGUCUGGUCGUCCAGGUCAGCGAGUCAGCUGUCGCGAUUCAGGACUUGAAACACGGCCCUCUUUCCCCCACCCAACUUUUCCGGGUUUCUUUUUCCGGCGAUCCGAGUUCGCUAGUCCGCCGCAUCCGACCGCAGCGCCCGUUUUUUGAGUUUUAAUCCCGGUGUGAUAAUCCGCUGAACCGGGUUUCUUCGGGGCUGGAAAGGGGGACAAGAGACGGUUAUUGCAAGUGUUUGAAUAGUCGCGAACUGGCUGUCAAAACACUAGCAAAUUGGAAGGGAGACCCACCGACUGUAAAACUAUUCUCUUUUCUGCUAACGAAGUACAAAACUGGGCCACGAGCCGCGCUUUAAAACAAGGCGGAUCGAUGUCGGACCGGCCUUGGAUAAACAUUCUGUUUUCGUGUUUUUAAAAGAUCAAUAAUCGCCCGUCUUCACCUGACUUUGCGGCCUUGUUGGCAUCGAUAUAACGCGAUUUCUCAUCCGCGACAAAUUCCCUAAUUAGCGCUAAUUUUGGGAACGGUGAGAGGGCGUGCGUCCGAUCCCAUUUUCCGUUGUCUCAGAGCCGUUUUUUGGUCCUUUUAUUCUUCUGGAAGUUUUGGCUGUCGCGCAAUCCCCACCUCGAACUUGAUAUUGCCCAUUGGAGCGCCGCGAAGAUUCUGAUUUGCAUUCGAUCGGCCUUAAUUCGGUUGGGGUUUGAAAUGCCUCGGACUUUGCAUAAUUCGGGCGAUUAACGGGGCGAAUGGAGAUGGCGGUACAACGGGAAAUCAUGUCAUGUCUGAUGCCUAUAAUUACGGGGUUGGGUCCCGCGCCCGCUCCCGGUCAGGACAGGUGCAUUCACAGCUAGCUAAUACACCUUCGGACAUUGGACCUGGCCGGCUAAUAUACUGCUUGCGGUUGGUGUCUAAUGCCCUCUAAACACACCUUUUUAUAAGGCGCUCUAAUCGCGGCAAAAGGGGGUUUCGAAUCAGGGCGAGUGGUUGUUGUAAUAGCGCCCUUUUCCAGUUAUGCAAGACCUUUGAUGUUGGUAUCUCCGUUAUGAUCGCGGUUCCGAUCAAAAUACGACGACCUCUGAGGGAAACGGGCCAUUCCCAGUUGUGACAGUCUAAUUACCGGCUCCUUCUUCCUCCAUCUUCACAAGGGGCACAUUGAGCAACUGGAGGGAGAAGAGGGAGGAGGGGAUCUCGGGCAUUAUCCUGUCUAGAUCACAUUUGAUGUGCGAAGAUUGAUGGAUCGAUUGGCCCAAGGUGUUGGUCGUCAUGUCCGCGGGCGAGACGGGGCGGCGUUGAUCUCGGGGUUGUCUACUUCUUCGCAUUCUCGAGUUACCGGGUCAUGAGCGCGACCUGUCUCUCUUUGUCGUAUCUCUUUUUAUUAAGCUUUUGAUUUAUGGGGCGCCCGCUAACUGUUGAUAACAACGUGUACUUUAACUCCGCUCGAUAAGGAGGCGGAUGCCUGUGAUUCCGGGAAUUACGACCAGUCGGAGCCUCAGGCUCGAUCAUUCCUUGAAUUUUGGACCUUAAUGGUCGGGGUCUUAAUGAAAAAAAGUUUAUAGAUCAAUUAAUUCCUGGUGGUGUCAUAAAAGCGGCGAAUUUGUUUCUUUUUCGAAGGGGGGAGUGGAGUCGAGUUGCGUAAUCGAUUCAGAUGCUUGUGGAGGGCGAUGAUGGACAGGACCAACCGUCCAUCUUGUUUGCACAACAUUUCGGGAAGAGAGUGAAAUGGGCGAGCGCAGACGUCGACCAGUAGUUGGGGGAUUGUUGUCUGUAGUAAUAGAGCCUCUCCUCUUGUCUCGUAUCAGUGGGGAUCAUGUCCGACUACUUGAAACGCGAUUUGUAGGGAGAACAGACAAGUGGUGGGCCGCGAAUUUGCAUAAUCCGUUUGUGUCUGGACUUUAAAAACUCUUUCGGAGAGCCCCCUACCUGGUUGAUGUCAUGGGCGAUUCAAGUUGGGGUGUUAAGUCGAGAUUAGUCUGGGAAUGGGGGUGUAAACGAUCGAGCCUAUCUGUCUAUAUAUACAAUAUUAUCCAUCCACAUUUCUACUUAUUUUUGGCGGGUUCUGCUUUAUUUUUGGGGUACGGUAAGAUGUUUAAUAUUAGCGCAGCUGAGUCAUUGUUGUCCUUAAUAUUAUCCGGUCCUCAUCCUCAUCUCUCCCUUCAAUUGAAUACACUUUUUCCGCGCUGCACCCACAAAUGAGGUCAUUUAAUUUGUGAUCAUUUUCACCUAUUAAACCUUUCAGACUGCAGCGAUUAACAGUCCGGACGCACGGGGAAUGGGGGAGAGAGGAGCCACCGCACCACAGGGGUUUUUCUUGGGUCCCCGUGCGAAGAAACACCCCAAAGGAACUUAGCAGACAUUGACUACCAAUUUCUUGUUGCGCCAUCCUGCCGGUUUUUUUGAGUCCCGCAACGCCCCCCCCCUGGUUUUUUCAGACAGCGACGAGAAAAAAGAGGGGGUAAAAAAAGCGUGUGGGGGGCGACGAAGAAGUUCCGCUCCCAGGCGUCUGAAGGCGUUGCCCUCUAAGACAAAGCCCGCAUUGCCCCGCAUUCUUCCGUCGCGCAACCCCCCCCCCGUGCCGUCUAUUUAAGCAUAAUAUUUGGCUUGGAGGUUGAGUCAGCGUUCCUCCCUCCCGAGUACGUUGAAGUUGUUCGUUUGUUUAUAUCUCGUGUUGCGAUCGUAGAGCCGUUGCGUCAUUUGAUGACAUUCAUCUCGGGCCUUGUCUACGUUUACUGUAGACCUUUUAUGUCACUUUCGAAUUCUCCCACGACUAAUAAUCUCGCUUUCAGGUGCGUUUGUAUUGUUUUUUUGGAUCAGCUAGGCCCAGCGCCAACUUCUCCUUGUUUGUCCCCGUUGUUGUUUCCCCGCACCUUCGACUUGAUGUUCUACAACCCGUCCGUGGCGCCCCCGCAGCUCCAACGAGUCAUGCCCGCAGGCUGGGGUCCGCAGCCGAGUUUCCAGAAUUUCCAGAAGCCCGCGGCCUUUCGCCAAGCUGAUUACACUCCUCCAAAUCUGAUGGAUCAGAUGGUUCAUGUCCCAAGGAGUCCUUUGCCUCAGUCACAGCUCCGCAGAUACAGUGCAAAUGGCCCUGAGGCAUUGAACAAGAGGCCUCAGCCAUUGGCGAAUGUAAAUCAACAGGGAUCUCAGCCCCCGCGGAGAAACAGCAAAGUAAGUUUCCCUUCCUCUUUCGGCAUUUACAAUGUCUUCUUUGUCUGAUAACGCCGAUUGUUUUGCAGGGAAACCCCCGAAAACAGUAUUCCAAUCCCCGAUCCAACACUGCCUCUCGAUCCAACUCCUACAAUAUGCAGAAUACAAAUUCUUUCAACAAAAGGCCGGCCAAUUUCAGUCCAGGCCUAGUGCAAUCAGUCCAGUCCACCUACAAUUUCCAUCCCGGGAUGAAAGGUAAGGCCACUGUCUUGCCUUCCGAGGGUAUUUACAAGUUCAAUCAGUUCGCUUUUUUAUCACCCUCAGCCGUUUUUUGUACGAAAUGUGGACGAUUAGAGGGAUCAGAAGGCUUUUAAUCAGACCGCCGUCCCACUUUUUAUGUCCGCCGGGGUUGUUAACAUCGCCGCGACAGAUUGGAGACGAAACUGUCCCCUCUGUUUAUUGCAACUGUUUUUUGUGAGGUCUGUCCUCGGAGAAAAAGGGGAUUUUAUGAGCGGUCGUUGGGAGAAUUAAUGUUUUCCCCUUUUAAAUCUCCCGAAAAUACGGGCAACCGUCUUGAAAAAAAUCCUGGGUUGAGGCUGGAGAUCAAGUUGGCUGAAAAAAGAACGCCGUCGCAAAAAAUGGGGGAAGCCAGGGUGGCGGAUAAGAGGAUUCUGAAUUCUGCACUUUUAAGGCACCUGGGUGGUCCGACUUCUGGUUUCGCUGCGGAAUCUGGAACGGUGUUAAUUCUUGCAGUGCGAUUCAUACACGAAUUUCUUGGGUUUAAACUUAAUUAGAUUCAAAUUUCGGCAAUUUUAUGAUCAAAAGGGGUCGUAGACGUUGGCAAAGAAGAGAAUCCGAUGAGAUAUCAUCUGUAGACAUCUUCCCACAUGCCUUUGCGUCUUUUGGGCGUCCCUCCGAUCCCAAUGAUCACACGUACUUACCUGGAAUGUCUCCCUUUCCAUGAUUAAUUACUCGGGAAAAUCGGGCGCAGACAAAAAAGACCGGUCCUUAAACGAAAUUUGUCUUUGUCGCUGAUGAUCUAUUGCUAAUGUUGCGACUCUCCUCCUCAUCAUCUCCGGGCCCUGUCUGGCUUUGAUUGUGAUCAGUGCGAAGAGAGAGGGCGAGAGAAAAAGAGAAACAGAUUUUUGGAAAGAAAGAAGAUGACUGUCUGAUAUUAAGGCCUUUAAUUUAUGACUGGCCAGGUAGUCGUAAUGUCAGAUAAGCUUUGUCUGUCUCAAAAAAAACUUCUUUGAGGAACCGUUUGGAUUGCACCCAGAGGCGACGGAAACAUAUGCCGCACUUAAAGAGGCAUCUUCCUCUUCAUCGGCCUCUUAUAAUGCAAUAUUUGACUUUUCGAACAAAUGUCUGACCGCCAAUUGUUGGCUACUCGGAACUAUAGCUUGCUGGAGAAGUGCCAGACACAUCAAAAAACUUUUUUUUUACGAGGAAGAAAAGACCUUGCACAUAAUGAAUAAUAUUCCAUAUGACCGCAAACGAUGGGAAAAUGGGCGCAGAAGGGGGGAUUACACAUCUGAAUGACAUUACCGUCGCCCAUUUCAGACAUUCCAAUAUGGCUGAAAGGCCUGCGAUUACACAAAUACACCAAGCUCUUCGAGGAAAUGACCUAUGAUCAGAUGAUGCGGCUGAAUGAAAGCGCCCUAGAGAAGAAACAAGUCACAAAAGGAGCACGCAGAAAGAUUUUACAGAGUUUGGAGAAGUUGAAGGACCGAUCACAGUUGAUUCGGCAGUUAGAAAAGGUGAGAAAGCAUCCAAAGUUGGCAUAAACAUAAGUUUUGAGACCAAAAAAAAUUAUGAGUAAUAUAAAAAAAACGGUCUAAAAUUAUAUCGUUCUAGUGCAUUGAUGAGAACGGAGAUGUUCGAUGUCUAAUUGUUGAGCUCCGCAGCAUGAUGAACACUCCAAUUGCUGCCUACGAGCCCGCAGUGAUGCCCAGGCCAUCCAAUUAUAUGAUUGAUGCGAUUGGAAUUUUUGGUGACGAGAUUCCGGAUGAGGUAGGUAUUAACAAUGUAUUCGAUAUGUUCGAGAAGUCCUAUCCUUACUCAAUAGACCUGCUGCACCGAGAGUGUUAUCUUUUGCUAGUUACUGUCGCUCAGGCAUGCAGUGUAAUGUCCAAUAGAUGAGCCAGGAAAAGCGCACGACCCUCGAACUUUGGCCAGCGUGUAUUACUAGUACAACGCUGUUUGCUUAGCUAUUAUCCCGCUAAGAAGGAAGUCCCCGGACUUUAGUGGCAUGAACAAACAAAAACUGGGCUUAAUAUUAGCAUUGCCCUUUCCCAAUAAUUUUAGCUCAUCCGAAUAUGUUUUUUUAUAAAAUUUGAAUAGACUUUAUUAUAAACAAAUAUUUACAGAAUCUGCCUGGACACAUUGCUCGGGUUACGGUCCGUCUACACGAGUAUUUGUUCAGAAAUGGCCAACCGCAGCUCAAGAAUCUGGACUUUGAGGAGGAAUACUUUAUCAAGUUGUUCCAAACUUAUGAUCGGAUAUUGACCAACGAAGUAAGUUUUACAAGUUUCAUAUAGACAGUUUGAAAUUAAUUUACCAUUUGAACAUAAUGUAAAGAAAAUUUAGUUGACAAACUUUGUAUUUAUUAUCAUCAUUUGCAGGCCUUCACGAUGCGUCAGAAGUGUUGUGUGAACGAAUGUAAACGAGUCCUUCUCCGCUUCACUCAGGAAAAGAAGGCUUUAUCCAGCAGAUUCAACAGUUCCACACCUAUCCGCCGCGACUCCGAUCAGAUGCAUUCGGAUGACAGUGGAAUGGCCUGCACUCCGCCGUCCCACACACUGAUCAGCCCUUCCCGAAGUCCUGAAGUCGAGAGGAAUCUCUGCAGAUCGGCUCCAUCAUCUCCGCUGCCACAAAAUUCUCCUUCGCCGGACACUCAUACUCAACCAAACACCAACCUUAAUCUUGGGUAUGCAGCGCAGAAUCUAUGGUAUAACACUGACUCGUCUUGUUCUUCAUCCACUUCGUACAACUCCAAUAUUCAACCACCAACUGCGUUCAACUCUCCAAAGAGAGUUCCGUGCCUUCAGGCAAAGGAGUGCGAGCUGAGUGAGAAGGAUAAGAACACUCUCUUAAGACUGCUCGAUAACAACCCUGGACUCUACAAUUACCUCUUGAAUCAGCUUCCAAGAUAUCAGCAGACCUACAAUAAUGUUCAACAGCCUCCUCAACAGAAGUAUCCCGCCCGAGUCAUGUCUUACAUGUAUUCAGACUUCAAAACCGAGCCAGAAAUUCAGAUGGGAGGACCGUUAACUGCAGCGGAGAAACUUCGUUUCAUUGCUGAUUCUGCUGACUCCCCAGACGCCUUGAAUCGAGCGCUGAAUGCAGCAAUGGGCCAGUUGAACCGCGACUCUUAUUCCGAUUACAAUCCGAAGAAGACGGAUCCUCGGGUUGUUCAACCCGAUGCACCAUGGCAGCGUCCUCAGCCACCUCAUCAUGUCCAGGAAUGUCAUCUCCCGUAUUUGGAGAAAUCUUCCGAAGAUUCGUUGGCGUCGGCGUUGCGGGCGUUGAGUAUGUCAAGAGGGGCGGAGAGCAAGCCUCCUCAGUCGUUGUACGACCCGUGGAGGUCGACCACUGGAUUCGGCGACCUCCUCUCCGGCCAGGAGCCAUCACUGCGGGCCAGCGAUGUUCCCUCCAAGCCGGUCCAGCCCAUGGACAACCCGUUGCAUCGACUGUUGAAUGGGGCCGACUCCUUCUACACCACGUCUUCCAAUCGCCCGACCACCUUGAACUCUGUGGAAGACCCCUUCCACACACAAAGUGGCUCCAAUGGAAGCCUUUUCCAGGCUUUCAGACCGCUCGCUUGUCAUGGAGCUGUCCAUUAA
Bursaphelenchus xylophilus (pine wood nematode) is the source of this 9354-nucleotide messenger RNA. The record is from the annotation of a GenBank genome assembly. NCBI's taxonomy places the organism in Eukaryota, Metazoa, Nematoda, Chromadorea, Rhabditida, Aphelenchoididae.